AUGGGCGGAGUAACGUCCUCGAUUGCUGCUAAGUUCGCUUUCUUCCCGCCGCAACCCCCGUCGUACACAGUUGUCGUUUCUGAAACAUCCACCGGAAAUGAUUCUCCGGCGACGAAGCUCUCGAUUCCGGAGGUUCCGAUGAAGGACAACGUGGAUAUAGUGAAGCUUAAGACAAGGAGAGGAAACGAAAUCGCGGCGGUGUAUGUUAAGUACCAUAGACCUACAUGCACCAUGCUUUACUCUCAUGGAAAUGCCGCUGAUUUAGGUCAAAUGUUUGAACUCUUCGUUGAAUUGAGUAAUAGACUUCGCCUCAAUGUUAUGGGAUAUGAUUACUCUGGUUAUGGACAGUCGACAGGGAAGCCAUCUGAAUAUAAUACAUACGCAGAUAUUGAAGCUGCAUAUAAAUGCCUGAAGGAGCAAUACGGGGUAAAAGAUGAACAAUUGAUAUUGUAUGGUCAAUCUGUUGGUAGUGGUCCCACACUUGAUCUUGCUUCAAGGAUAUCAGAAUUGAGAGGUGUUGUGUUGCAUAGCCCAAUUUUGUCAGGGCUGAGAGUACUAUACCCUGUAAAACGAACAUAUUGGUUUGAUAUUUACAAGAAUAUUGAUAAAAUUGGUAUGGUCAAAUGUCCUGUUUUGGUUAUCCAUGGUACAGCAGAUGAAGUUGUAGAUGUGUCCCAUGGAAAACAGCUGUGGGAACUUUGCAAGGUAAAGUAUGAGCCCUUGUGGGUGAGUGGCGGUGGACAUUGUAAUCUCGAGCUUUACCCCGAGUUCAUUAAACACCUAAAGAAAUAUGUACAGACAGUUGGAAAACCUAAAGCAACUACAGCAAAUGGUUCUGAAAAGGAUACUGUAGAAACUGAGAAUCAAGGCAACAAAGCUAGCAAAGAAUCUGAAACUGGAACUUCUAGUACUUCUGAAUUGAGUACAGAAAUUCCUGAAGCUUCUAGAAACAGUUUAGAUAGCCGGCUUAAAAAGUCUAAAAAACCUGACAAACCAGAAAAAUCUCGAAUGAGCACAGAUCAUGUUGAUAGAUUUAGGAGAAGAAAGGGGUUAGUUUGGUAG
Molecule: messenger RNA, 1062 nt
Organism: Lathyrus sativus (Indian pea)
Lineage: Eukaryota; Viridiplantae; Streptophyta; Magnoliopsida; Fabales; Fabaceae
Source: the annotation of a GenBank genome assembly